Molecule: messenger RNA, 729 nt
Organism: Dujonia railenensis
Lineage: Eukaryota; Fungi; Ascomycota; Pichiomycetes; Serinales; Debaryomycetaceae
Source: the annotation of a GenBank genome assembly
AUGACAAAAGACAAAAUUAUUCUUCACUGGCUCAAAUUCUCUCGUUCGCACAGAGUUCUUUGGCUUCUUGAAGAGUUGAACGUUCCAUAUGAAUUAAAGCUUUAUGUUCGUGAUAAAGAGUACCGAGCUCCUCCAGAAUUGAGGAAAAUUCACCCCUUAGGUAGGUCUCCAGUUUUAGAGAUUUAUCCAGAUGGUUCUGAUACAGAAGAACCAGUCAUUGUGGCUGAAACUGGUUACAUUAUGAGCUACAUUUUGGAAAAUUAUAACCCCGAGGGAAAAUUGGUCCCAGCAAGUAAAAAGAACCAGGAACUAGUUAAAUACUACUUAUACUACACUGAAGGUUCUUUACAAGGACUUUUGGUGUCUCUUUUGGUUUUAAGCAAAACAUCUGAAAGAGCACCAUGGGGUACUAGAACCUUAGCAGGUCUUGUGGCUAAGGGUAUUGCAAAGGGAUACUACUUGCCAGAAGCAAAAUCGAACUUAGAUUUCUUAGAAGAGCAGUUAUCCAGGCAGCCUGGUGGGUAUUUUGCUGGGGAUAAAUUAUCGGCUGCAGAUAUUAUACUUAGUUUCCCUAUAUACCAUAACCUUUUCUCGGACCACAAGGCUGCUCUGGAGAGGGUUGGCCAGGAUAUAACUAAGUUGUAUCCUCAUCUCAAUGCGUGGAGUAAAAAGAUUGCUGCAGAACCUGGCUUGAUUAAGGCCGAUGAAGUUAUUAAGACCAAAUUGUAG